Messenger RNA from Nerophis lumbriciformis (worm pipefish), 4001 nucleotides. It is a transcript of the gene pld1b, whose product is annotated as phospholipase D1b. Gene Ontology annotation, cellular component: intracellular membrane-bounded organelle; plasma membrane region. Lineage: Eukaryota; Metazoa; Chordata; Actinopteri; Syngnathiformes; Syngnathidae. Gene Ontology annotation, molecular function: D-type glycerophospholipase activity; phosphatidylinositol binding. Gene Ontology annotation, biological process: phospholipid catabolic process; regulation of vesicle-mediated transport; regulation of microvillus assembly. The record is from RefSeq and is a predicted model, not a curated record.
CCUGUUUGGUUUCAGCAGGCGGAGGCACAAACAACCUGGAAGUCAACAGUAAAAGACUAAACGAAGGGAGAUUGCCGUUGUCUUCUUUAAGGGACCAGAAGUCAACGUGAAUCACCUCGGUGAGUGAGAGGCGGCGGCCGUCGCUUCAUUCUCCCACGCGCGCACACACACGCACACCAGCAGCUGUUUGUCAUCAGGAGGAGGUGAGCCCCAGGCUCCAGACUGAGUGUUAGCCAUGUUGGGUCAGGGCCAGUCCACCACCAGCACGCUGCAGCUGGUCGCUGAAGACAUAAGCGGCAUCAUGGAGACGCUGGACGCCGGCGAGCUCGACACAAGCGACAGCAACUAUCACACCACCGACGCUGCUGUACCAGCGCAGAGUCUGCCUUUCAUGGCCGUCUACAAAACGGUAGGCUUCAAGGAGAGCAAGGCCGCCGUCUUCCUGUCCUCGCCCAUCACCGCCAAGAUCCUGGAAGUGGAGCGCUUCACGUCAGCCCAGGACCGCUUCAACGUGAGCCAGCAGAGGAGCGUCAACAAGUCCAUGCCGACCGUCUUUAAGAUCGAGAUGAAGCACGGCGAGUUCACCUGGUUGGUGAAGAAGAAGGAGAAGCACUUCCUGGAUCUGCACCGAGACCUGAGGACCUACAAGGCCAUGAUGAGUCUUCCUCGGCUGACACGCGGUCACACCAUCAGGAGGCCGGCGAGGACCGAGGACGAGAGGGACAUUCCCAGCCUGCCCAGAGGCAGAGGAGAGGAGCUGGCCAGAGAGGAGCAAGUGUCCAGCCGAAAGAAACAACUGGAAGAUUACCUCAACAAGCUCCUGCAGAUACCCAUGUACCGACAGUACCACGGCUUGAUGGAGUUCAUUGACGUCAGCCAGAUGUCAUUCAUCCACGAUCUGGGCCCCAAAGGCUUAGAAGGAAUGGUGCUGAAGCGAUCAGGCGGCCAUCGAAUCCCCGGCUUAAACUGCUGCGGUCAGGGCAAGAUGUGUUACCGCUGGUCCAAACGCUGGCUGGUGGUGAAAGACUCCUUCCUGUUGUACAUGAAGACCGACUCGGGCGCCAUCUCCUUCGUGAUGCUCUUCGACAAGGAGUUUGGCAUCAAGAUGGACUCCAAGGACACGGAGACGCAACACGGCGUGCGCGUGGACAGCCUCUCCAGGUCGCUGGUGCUGAAGUGCAGCAGCUACCGACACGCCCGCUGGUGGGGGCAGGCAAUCGAGGACUUUGUGCGCAGCCACGGCAGCGCCUUCCUCACCGACCACCGCUUCGGCUCCUUCGCCAGGCAGGAGGAGAACAUCCCCGCCAAAUGGUACGUGAAUGGGAGAACAUACAUGGAGGAUGUGGCCAAUGCUUUGGAUGAGGCCAAGGAGGAAAUCUUCAUAACUGACUGGUGGUUGAGUCCAGAGAUCUUCCUCAAGAGGCCCAUCGUGGAGGGAAACCGCUGGCGUUUGGACCACUUGCUGAGGCGUAAAGCGCAACAAGGAGUGCGCAUCUUUGUGAUGCUCUACAAGGAAGUGGAGCUGGCUCUGGGCAUCAACUCGGGCUACAGCAAGCGAACCCUCAUCCACCUUCACCCCAACAUCAAGGUGAUGCGUCACCCCGCCCACGUGUCCUCCGCCGUCUACCUGUGGGCGCAUCACGAGAAGAUCAUCGUCAUCGACCAAUCCGUGGCCUUUGUGGGCGGGAUCGACCUGGCGUACGGCCGCUGGGACGACCGAGAGCACCGGCUGACGGACGUGGGGAGUGUGACCUUCUCGCACCAGGAGCAGGUUGAGGCAUCCUCGACCAAUAUAGCCGCCCAAGCCAACGGCAGCGGCGGCUACGGGAACGCCGCAUUCUCAGCGGAGGACUCGGUGGCGCAGCCGAGGAUAAAGGGUCAGGGGAGGAUGAGGAGGGCGAAGAUGAGCAUCAAGCGGCACCUGCAGAAACACGGCCUGACCCACUCCGACAGCGACGACGAGCUGGACGACGACGACCGAACUGAGGCGGAGCGGAACCUGCAGUCGGGCGUUGCCGAUUUGUCUGGAAACACGCGCUUCUGGCACGGGAAAGAUUACUGCAACUUUGUGUACAAGGACUGGAUUGAACUGGACAAACCUUUCGAUGAUUUCAUAGACCGGCACAUGACUCCCAGGAUGCCCUGGCACGACAUCGCCUCGGUGGUUCACGGCAAAGCCGCCCGCGACGUGGCCAGGCACUUCAUCCAGCGCUGGAACUUCACAAAGAUCGUGAAGCUCAAAUAUCGUUCCCUGGCCUUCCCGUAUCUGCUGCCCAAGACGCACACCACCGCCGGAGAGCAGCGCUAUCAAGUCCCCGGAUGCACCACCACUAAAGUUCAGAUCCUUCGCUCGGCGUCUGACUGGUCGGCCGGCAUCAAGUACCACGAAGAGUCCAUCCACAACGCCUACGUGUCCACCAUCCAGAACAGCCAGCAUUUCAUCUACAUAGAAAAUCAGUUCUUCAUCAGCUGCUCAGACAAUAGACAUGUUUUCAACAUGAUCGGCGACGCCAUUGCCGAGCGCAUCAUCAAAGCGUACAGGGAGGGUAAAAAGUACCGCGUGUACGUGGUCACGCCUCUGCUGCCCGGCUUUGAAGGGGACAUCACCACAGGAGGAGGCAUCGCCCUCCAGGCCAUCAUGCACUUUAACUACAGGACCAUGAACCGAGGCGACAACUCCAUCAUCUCCCAACUGAAGAAAGAGAUGGGAGACCAGUGGAUCAACUACAUCUCCAUCGCCGGUCUGAGGACGCACUCGGAGCUGGAGGGGAAGCUGAUCACCGAGCUCAUCUACGUGCACAGCAAGAUGCUCAUCGCCGACGACAACACCGUCAUCAUUGGCUCGGCCAACAUCAACGACCGCAGCAUGCUGGGAAAGCGGGACAGCGAGGUGGCCGUGAUCGUGGAGGACUCGGAGACGGUGACCUCGGUGAUGGACGGGCAGGAGUACCAAGCGGGACGCUUCGCUCUGCAGCUUCGCCUGGAGUGUUUCAGGAUUAUUCUGGGCGCGUACGCCGACACCACCAUCGACGUGUCGGACCCCAUCAGUGAUCACUUCUACAAGGAGGUCUGGGUGACCACCUGCGCUCGUAACGCCACCAUCUACCAGAAGGUUUUCCGAUGUCUGCCGUCCAGCGACGUCCGGACCACCCUGGAGCUGGACGGCUUCCUGGCCAAGCAGGGCCUGGACACGGAGGACCCGGUCCAAGCUCGGGAAGAGCUGACCAAGAUCCGCGGCUUCGUGGUGCAGUUCCCGCUGCAGUUCCUGUCCGAGCAGAACCUUCUCCCUCCCAUCGGCACCAAAGAGCACAUGAUGCCCAUGGAGGUGUGGACCUGAGCCCGUGUGAGACUCGCAGGACUUGCUUCUUCACAACUUCAUCCAUUACCGCGUCACGUCUGAUAAAAUAAAAGCGUCCCUCUGCCUCGUAUGGCAAAAAAAAAAAUUGGAAAAAAAACGGUUGUCAUGGAGACGCAAGCAGCUUCUCAGCUGCAUUGAGGAUGUGGACGUUUUGAAGGCAGGAUGGAACUUCACGACACUACAAGCCCCACUUCCGGCUUCUUGGCCACGCCCCCUUUGUACACACCUGCUCCUACAUCAAGUCCCAAGUGCCAAAUCCCAACAGAGAAACUUCAGUGCUCGUUGUGCGCAUUCCGUCCGACAACCGGAAGUGACGUGAUGUGUUUAGGUGUUGUCCGUGGAUUUGUGAUCUCCCCCAAAAAACCCGUGAAGGCAGCAUGUGUCCUCUAUGAUCGUGGCCUGCAUGUCUUCCGCUCUACCUCGCCGUGCUCCGACCUUCCUGGAUUCCCCUUCCGACGUCCUCUUAAAAGUUGCCUUGAGACCGCAAGCUGACCAGGAAGCGAGUUCUCUGCACACCCCGCCCCCCCAAGUCGUACAGCACGUGUCGCCAUUAAAAUGCACUAUUUGCACAGACCCGUCGUGUUGUCGUGGCGCCACACUGUGCAUGUACUCCUGCAAAUAAACUAAUAUUGAGGUGAAUAAA